AGGCCCUCGCGCAGAGAAGGUUAGAGCGUGGCCCGCCUUGUUUCUUCUUCUUAUCCUCCUCUUGCUUCCGCCCUUCUUAUCCUCUUUCUUUUCUUUCUUGUUCCGCCGUCCACCCAUGGCGUCCAUCUCCAUGAUGUGCUCCUACACCGUCUCCAUGCCCGCCGCCGCCAGGGCUCCGCUCCGCCGCGCCAACGCCUCGCUCGGGUUCGCCACCUCGCAGCUCGCCGGCCUCAGCCUCGGCCUCACCUCCACGGCCACCGCGGUCUCCCUCCCCACCAAGAACACCAUCGUCGCGCGCCGGAUCUGCCCCUUCUUGGAGAAGAAGACGAACCGGGCCAACAAGGUGUCCUUCUCCAACCACAAGACCAAGAAGCAGCAAUUUGUGAACCUGCAGUACAAGAAGCUGUGGUGGGAGGCCGGCAAGCGCUACGUCAAGCUCCGCCUCUCCACCAAGGCCCUCAAGACCAUCGAGAAGCACGGCCUCGACGCCGUUGCCAAGAAGGCAGGGAUCGACCUCAACAAGAAAUGAAAUGAUCGAUGAGCCAUAGUUAAGGCCUCCUAGCAACAACAUCUUCUUGAUUUCCUCACAUCAACCAUUUCAAUGUAAUGUAGUAUGCAAAAUGGAUUUAUGUCCAGUUUUCCUUUUCUCCCCUUUUGUGUCGGUUCCUUCCUUCCUAGUGCGAUUUGUGCAAGUAACCUUAUAAAUGCCCAUUUUCCUUGAUGAGUUAGUUGAUGUUAAGCAUCAUACCGGAUCAUCGUCAUCAUCAUGUAUAUGUAGUUGUGCAGUUGGUUUGUGCCUUUCAGCUGCAAACCAACCUGAUGUUUUAUGAUUGAUCAGGGAAGGAUGUUUUAUGA
Triticum dicoccoides is the source of this 855-nucleotide messenger RNA. Its product is annotated as 50S ribosomal protein L28, chloroplastic-like. Gene Ontology annotation, biological process: translation. Lineage: Eukaryota; Viridiplantae; Streptophyta; Magnoliopsida; Poales; Poaceae. Gene Ontology annotation, cellular component: ribosome. Bases 116 to 529 code for a protein of 137 amino acids. The record is from RefSeq and is a predicted model, not a curated record. The transcript has 2 exons. Gene Ontology annotation, molecular function: structural constituent of ribosome.